AUGGUGAAGUCCCAGGAGCUGGUGCCCAUUUUGCAAGUCUAUGCCAGACAGCUGAUAAUUGGAGAGCUUCUACCCACAGAUGGAAUGACCCAAAAGCAUCCUCAUGUCAAGACAUCAGCCUCACAGGAGCAGCUGAACCUGGACCUUUCACCAUUGGAGUAUAUGACAAAGUGCUACCCAGAAAUCAAGGAGAAGGAAGAGAUGAGGACGAUCAUUGGGAAAUACAGACUCACUGGGAAACAGCAGCUGAGCCCAAUCUGGAACCUUUCAGAUGGGCAGAAGUCCUGAGUGUGUCUGGCCUGGCUGGCCUAGAAGAACACUUACAUGCUCUUUCUGGAUGAGCCUAUCAAUCACCUGGACAUCAAGACCAUUGAUGCACUGGCAGAUGCUACCAAUGAGUUUGAGGGUGGUAAGAUGUUAGUCAGUCACAACUUCGGACUCAUCCAGCAGGUUGCACAGGAAAUUUGUGUCUGUGAGAAGCAGAAAAUCACUAAAUGGCCUGGAGACAAUCUGGCCUACAAGGAGCACCUCAAAUUCAAUCUGGAAGAUGAGGAGUCCCAGUUUACCAAGAGGACCCACAACGUGUGA
Molecule: messenger RNA, 588 nt
Organism: Chionomys nivalis (European snow vole)
Lineage: Eukaryota; Metazoa; Chordata; Mammalia; Rodentia; Cricetidae
Product: ATP-binding cassette sub-family F member 2-like
Exons: 2
Molecular function (GO): ATP hydrolysis activity; ATP binding
Source: RefSeq, a predicted model, not a curated record